UCUCUCUCUCUACUGCAGUUUUUAGGGUUUUAUCCUCCGAAAGUAUCCUCAACAAGAAAUGGCGGCGACUCAACUUACAGCAUCACCAGUGACUAUGUCAGCAAGGAGCUUAGCCUCGCUGGAUGGUCUCAGAGCUUCAAGUGUCAAGUUUUCAUCUUUGAAACCAGGGACCCUUAGGCAGAGCCAGUUCCGUCGUUUGGUUGUCAAAGCUGCUUCUGUUGUUGCCCCUAAGUAUACUUCAAUUAAGCCAUUGGGAGAUCGAGUUUUGGUGAAGAUCAAGGAGGCAGAGGAAAAGACUUUAGGAGGUAUCUUACUACCAUCAACUGCUCAAUCAAAACCUCAAGGAGGUGAAGUCGUUGCUGUGGGUGAAGGAAGAACUAUUGGGAAGAACAAAAUCGAUAUCACUGUCCCUACUGGAGCACAAAUUAUUUACUCCAAAUACGCAGGAACUGAGGUGGAGUUCAAUGAUGUGAAGCAUCUCAUUCUCAAGGAAGAUGAUAUUGUUGGCAUUCUUGAGACAGAGGACAUCAAAGAUCUCAAACCUUUGAAUGACCGAGUCUUUAUUAAGGUUGCUGAGGCAGAGGAGAAAACAGCUGGAGGGUUGUUGUUAACCGAGACUACUAAAGAAAAGCCUUCUAUUGGCACGGUGAUAGCAGUUGGACCGGGUUCCCUAGACGAAGAAGGUAAAAUUACUCCUCUACCAGUAUCGACCGGAAGCACAGUUCUUUACUCCAAGUAUGCUGGUAAUGACUUCAAGGGCAAAGAUGGUUCCAACUACAUUGCCCUCAGAGCUUCAGAUGUGAUGGCUAUACUUUCUUAGUUAUGUCAUAUCUUUGUAAUCUGCAACUUGUAUCCCAAUUGUGGAAAAUUUUUCGUAAACGGCCUGAGCAUAAUCUGGAAUAAAGACUUGAGUUGGAAAUAUGAUUGUGAUUCGCUGGUCU
Arabidopsis lyrata subsp. lyrata is the source of this 941-nucleotide messenger RNA. Its product is annotated as 20 kDa chaperonin, chloroplastic. The transcript has 6 exons. The record is from RefSeq and is a predicted model, not a curated record. Gene Ontology annotation, molecular function: protein-folding chaperone binding; ATP binding; protein folding chaperone. Gene Ontology annotation, biological process: positive regulation of superoxide dismutase activity. Lineage: Eukaryota; Viridiplantae; Streptophyta; Magnoliopsida; Brassicales; Brassicaceae. The coding region runs from base 59 to 820 and encodes 253 amino acids. Gene Ontology annotation, cellular component: mitochondrial matrix; chloroplast.